Achroia grisella is the source of this 597-nucleotide messenger RNA. RefSeq names its product chorion class CB protein M5H4-like. Gene Ontology annotation, biological process: chorion-containing eggshell formation; multicellular organism development. Gene Ontology annotation, molecular function: structural constituent of egg chorion. Bases 1 to 597 code for a protein of 198 amino acids. The transcript is spliced from 2 exons. The record is from RefSeq and is a predicted model, not a curated record. Gene Ontology annotation, cellular component: egg chorion. Lineage: Eukaryota; Metazoa; Arthropoda; Insecta; Lepidoptera; Pyralidae.
AUGGCAGUUAAGACUACUCUUCUCUGUGCUCAAAUACUUCUGAUCCAGUCGGCGCUUGGCCAAGUGAUCAAUGGUAACAACUGGUACCGAUCAGGAGGUGUCUCUAGUGCAAGUGCGGCGGCAGAAAGUUCCGUCGCUGUUACCAACAAUGCUGGUCUUGGAUUGAUUGCUCCGGGAGUUGGUUUGGCCAAUACUGGCCUAAUUGGAUCUGGACUCGGCUUGGCUAAUACUGGGGUCAUCAGCACUGGUUUAGCUAACUCUGCUGUAAUCGGUAACACUUUAUUGCCUGCUCCCACCACUGCAUUCCUGGAUAUCACGUCAUUCUCUACCGGCGAUGUUCUGCCCAUCAGCAGCUUCUCUCCCAUCGCUCCAGCUGGAAUCACUGUGGUGUCACAGAAUACUAUCGAAGGACCAUUGGCGGUCGUUGGACAGCUGCCGUUCUUGAGUGCUGUGGCAUUUGAAGGUGCGCUGGCGUCUGAAGGCGCGGGCGCUGCUGGAUGCGGCUGCGGUACCGCCGGCAACAUUGGCAUCAUCAAGGAAAGUUUCGCUCCUAUUGCAGCACCAGCUCUUGGUGGACUCGGCCUAGGAGUGUUCUAA